AUGGCUGCUACUUGUGAUUACUUCGACGAGCAGCAAUUCGGAAGUGUUGCAGAUAACGGUAACGCUCAAGUCAUGUAUCCAAGCUUCAAGGCACCUAAGCAUAGCUCCAUAGAUGUUUUUCCUCUUCUUGGCAAGGAGGCUGCAUUUCCUUUGAAAGAAGACCGUGUCAUCGACACUUCACUGGUCCAAGAUGUGUGUACUAUCUCAGUCCUACCUGAUGAAGGGAAUACGAUCCCGCAGUGUACCUCGCAGUUUACUCUCUUGAGCUUCGUCAAGGCUCUGCUUCCAUCUAAAAAUCAGAUGUUGAUCGAUGCGCAACUCAACUGUCAGAAAACGCAGAACCGCAUCAAUGUGCUACUGGGAGGCACAGAUUCCUACCAAUCAUGCGUUGUGGACAUAAACGUCGAGAAAGGGAAUGCUGGUGAGACGGUGACAUCCCAUGACGAAGUUGUUGGAAGUGUGAAAUCUGAGAAUGCACACAUGCAAAAGAUUUUGCAGAGACAAGCAAGCUUGAGUACUGAUAAAGCUAUCUCCGAGCGAUGCCACGAUCCACCAACAAACAGAUGGAGAAGAUACAAGCGUGCUGCUUCAUUCGAUUCAAGGAAAAUCGUCAUCCUAUUCUCCAUCUUAUCAAGUGUGGGUACAUUGAUAUUGAUCUACUUGACAUUGAGAGUGAGACAAAACGGAGAUAACAGCUUCAAUCAUAUGUAA
Molecule: messenger RNA, 711 nt
Organism: Arabis nemorensis
Lineage: Eukaryota; Viridiplantae; Streptophyta; Magnoliopsida; Brassicales; Brassicaceae
Source: the annotation of a GenBank genome assembly